AUGUCCAGCACGGAGCGCUGGGAAAGCGACGCCCUUGCUUUUCUCCAUUUACUCCUGGACUUACGCUCCCAGGGCUCUGGAGGCCAAACGCUACUGCAAGCCGUGCGGACGCUUCUCGAGCUGCCACCAGAUGUGCUGCAGAAUGAGAACGUCCAGACAGAGCCUGUGACCUUAGCCAGCCUGAUAACACAGCUGCGGAAGGAUUUCCAAGAAGCUUGCAAGCCGACGAAUCCACCAUGGUCUCGCAACCUUCAGCAGCUUUUCCGUUGGAUUGAAGAGCAUGUAGAAGUCCAAACGUGUGCUGUGCAGUUUGGCCACCUUUCCUGGAUUUUUGCCCAUGGAACAUCGGAGCGAGACCAUUCAAAGCCAGCCGAACAAGCUGAAAGUGCUGUGUCGGUUGAUGACUUUCUUGGCUCCUUGAGUCGGACCGAUGAGUCAGGGCUGGCAGGGGUUACUUUGGACCAUGAUCCGCGCUUCUCCAAGCUGCACAUGAAUCAGAAGCAUAUGUUCUUUGUCAGCAUACCUGUCGCGCUCUACGUGCGGAACACGCCACAUCUGUACGAGGUGACUUCUCGGAUGCGCCAUUUGCGGCUCUCGGCAUCUGCCGGCAUUCCGGAACAAGCACGUAGCCUGGAAAUGCUCGAGGUAUUGGACACGGGCGAUGGGACACCCUAUUCAUGCCUUGUAUACUUCUUGACAGCAGCAUUGCAAGCACUUUUUGCUGUUUGCCGCCAGCAUGCCAGAAACCGUGUGGUCCGCCCAUCAGUCACAUCAGAUCUCUUUCCAGCUGUCGACCUUCGCCCGCUGCAGCCACUCUCUGGUUCUGCACCUGAAGGGCUCCUCCCUGUGGAUCUGACUGGCUCGCUGCUCUUUCGCGGCUUGUGGGUGCCAGAACACAUCGAUGAGGAGGCUGCCCGACUCCAAUGGUCUUUCAAUUCCUUUUCCAGAUACCUCUGUGGCGCUCUUCAUGUCCUGAACUUCUACGCUUCUUCUCAUGCGAGGGUUUCCAGCAUCGCAAGAUCGCACCGGCACGUGCUGCUGCUUGUUAUGCGGCGUUUUGCCCAGAUGCGAAUGCCUGUGUUUCAGACACAAGAUUGGGCUUUUCCAGUGCAGUUCUUCAAUGGCUUCAACGGGCGUGUGGAACACGAGUUCGUCCUUCCUCCAUUCGUGGAGUAUACCUUCGAGGAAGACCUCGAGAUCUGCAGCUGUAUGCCAGGACAUGAACAGGAGCAUCGCUUCGCGGAGAUCAGCAAGCGAUGGCAGCUGAGGAGGCCUGUGAUGGAAGAGGUCCCAGAACUUCGUGACCUUCUCUGCUGUACCACAGUCCCACUUCGGAAUCCCCACGUGGAGGCGCAGAUGGAAUUUUGGAGCAAGAACAGCACGCUGGGAGAGGGCGCUGUGACCGCCAUGCUCGGAGCCCCGCUGUGGGCCUCGAUGCGCGCUGCCUCCACAUUCCCACCGGCACAGAAAGUCACGGUGCGAUUCAUACAAAGCAUGCGCCUGGCUCCUGGUAUGGAGCGGCUCUUCCAGGCGCAGGUGGAUCCGUCAUCCAGGAUUGCCAUGUUCUCCCUUCGGGCUUUCAUCUACUUCUUAGGCAUGACCCAGCUCAUUUACGGCCGCGUUCGUCAUAUCUGCAAAGCUAUCAAGGAUGGGGAUUUGGUUAGCAUUGCCAACGUACCGAUCCCCAAACGAAUGGUCGACAACUGGCGUGAGCCGGUAUCUUGCCUACUGGCAACGGGACUGAUCGUCAUGUUUUUCAUCGAGCCUGUGCUGUCCUGCUUGCAGCACUAUGAAGGGGACUUCGAGGGUGCAGGUCGCUUUACCGAUCUGUGUCCAGAGGCGAAGGGCGUCCGCGAGGUGUACUCUGUCCUCUCUCUGUUCAUCGUGGUUCUCUACAUGGCCUUGCUUCUGGACCUUGCGGCCUUAUCGGUAAAGCUCAAUGCGUAUGUCCUGGUGGCAAUCAACGUUUUGCCAGAGCUUCUCCUGCUCGUCUCUGCAGUUACGUUCCUGGCGGUCAUGUUUGCCACGUGCGUGGCAGUUAGCCACACUUCAGCCGACGCCUUCAAAGACAUGCCGACGGCUGCCAUGCGCUUCUUCCAGAUUGCGGCAAGGAUGCAAGACAACCGAGGAAUGCAAGAGUUCUCGACAAUCCCUUUGCUGAUGGUGGCGCUCGGUCUGUUCGUGGUUGCAGUCGUAUUCGGCGCCUUUAACAUCUUCGUGGCUCAGUUGACGUGCGCACACCGGGAGAUCUAUGACAGCAUGGUUGGCUAUUCCAUUCUGAGGCGGAUGCAGGUAUCGAUAGACACUAUGCAGACGCUUCGCAGGAGCAGUUUCAAGGAGUUUGUAGCCAACCUCGUGAUGGACGAGCCUCUGGAGUUCGGCGAAGGUGACAUUGGCUUGCCUGGUGGUGUACAGAUCAUGGAAGACGCAUCCUCACAUCCGCAGAACAGGGAGAGCAUCCUCAGGUUUGGUGGUUCCACAGAGGAAACUAUGCAGUGGCCCAAGGAAGAAGCCCUUGACCUGAGCGGAGAGGACGUCAGGAUGGACCGCUUGAUCAAGAAGUUUGACAAGUCCUUACUGAGGGUAGCCAAGAUGCUGAAGAAGAGAGGGUUCUCAAGCUACACCUCUGCUGUGACCAAUCGGAUCGGAGCCUCGAAACUGCCGACCCAAAGCACAGCGUGA
Messenger RNA from Symbiodinium natans, 2682 nucleotides. NCBI's taxonomy places the organism in Eukaryota, Dinophyceae, Suessiales, Symbiodiniaceae. The record is from the annotation of a GenBank genome assembly.